AUGGUGUUUCGGGAGGACAGUGUCAACCUGGCCCUACAGCAGGGCGUUGUUUUGACCUUCAGCCGACCGGUAUGCUUCAUUUUCGUUUAUAAUUACAAUCAGAGUCUGUACUAUGUUGGAAAUGCAUCAAUCGAUCAGAUUACGGGAAAUGUUCAUCACGCUGCGCUUCGAGCUCAAAUUAGAGCCAUCGCAGGCAGUCGCACAGCGACCAGAGGUACGUGUAGAAUGAGAGUACCGGUAAAAACAAGGGGAACUGAAACUGUAAUUUGGCGACUUUUAGGCGUCGUCAGACAGUCUUAUCUUUCCAUAGGUUUGUAGGAACUGAGGUUUGAACCCACAUACUUGCAUGCGAAGAUCAGUUUGCACGCGUCAGUCUUCGGGCCAGCCUAUACUGUACGCAUAUGCGAGGUAAGCUAUUACAUCCUAUGUGAACCUGGCCUUAACAGUACCGCAGUUCGCUUGGGGUGAAGGUGUGAGGUCAAUGCUGCCCAAGCCUUCUGUAGUCUAUUUUGUGCUCGUAUCUUCGGCUUGACGAAGGUCGUUAUCGGUGGUUACGAUGGGUAGGCCAUCAGAGUAAAAGUAGUGUAAUUAAAGAAACGCUAUCUGCCUCCCCACCCCAUCAUUGUCAUUCCCAAUGGAGAUAGACAAAGUGACGGACCUCAAGUCCAAGCCGACGCGAUUCAGGAGAUUUAGAUGGAGCAGUGAUGAGUAGCUCGCUUUAGUGAAUUCAUGAGGCUGAAUAGGGGGAAAGCGAUGUGGGUAUGUCCUUAGGUCCGGAUCUAUGCUGCCGUUUGCGUCGACUGCGCGUCAUAUCCUCUUAUUUUGUUUCUUUAUCCAUUUCCAUCGUUCUCUUGCGUUUUUCCCCUGAUCUACGCUCCUUUCUUCCUGUUGAAAUCCCGAAUUGCUCGUAGGUGGACUCUCAAGUCUCCGACGCCUGUUCCUACGAUCGUGCUGAGAGUAACGGCUACGAGGGUGGGGAUGGGACAUCCGAGGAACAGACCUAUCCAGAUUACAGUCCGACAUUGCCUUGUCAUUCCUCCUCCCUACCCUGUCAGCAGACUGACAGAAGCUCGUGUUAUUCCACCGGCUCAGAUCACGCGGUUCCCUUGCAACUUCUUCCCAGCAGUAGUCCUGCUGCGGUGGAACCUUCCGCGAAUCGGCCUUACCUGCCUCCGAUGUUGCACCAAGCCUGGCCAGCUGGAGCACCUGUUUCCUGUACUGCCUCUUCAGGUUCCUCUGCUUCCUACCUUCCAACUUCACCCCGGGGGGCCAUUGGCGGUUAUAGUUUAACCAGUAAGCUGACCGCCUUUCCUGAGAGUCUCGGCCGCGAUCCAUCCAAUCGGGACCCCUAG
Messenger RNA from Spirometra erinaceieuropaei, 1352 nucleotides. NCBI's taxonomy places the organism in Eukaryota, Metazoa, Platyhelminthes, Cestoda, Diphyllobothriidea, Diphyllobothriidae. The record is from the annotation of a GenBank genome assembly.